UCAUCCUCCCCUGUCAUUCUGGCGCGAAACAAUCGGGCAGAGCAAACCUCGCUCGCUCCCGCCACCGUUCUCGGUCGGAAGACGCGACCAAGCAACGCGCGCGCGCGAGGCCACUCGUCGACGAGGAAGCCAAGAAGACUCUCGUGUGGUAGCUAGCGGAGCAGAGGCCAUACAGAGAGCCAUGCAGGGGAGGCGCGAGAUCCGGACGCGGCCGGAGCAGCGGGAAGGCGACGAUGCGUCGUCGACGGCGUUCGCGGCGGAGACGCCGCUGGGGAGCGCGCGGUGGAGCCCGGAGGCGGAGAUCGGGAUGCGGGUGGAGGACAUCUGGGACAGCCUGGACCAGCCGCAGCUCAGCCGGGGCGACAAGCUCAACAGCUGCUUCGACGCCAUCCCGGUCUCCUCCUUCCCCAACACCUUCGGGGCGCAGCUCGUCGACAUCCCCUCCGAUGCCACCCUCGCCGAGGCCGUCGACAUCCUCUCUCGGAACCGCAUCAACGGCGCCCCCGUCCGCAACAUGGACGCGCCCGACGACGCCAGCUGGAUCGACCGCUACAUCGGCAUCGUCGAGUUCGCAGGCAUCGCCGUCUGGCUGCUGCACCAGUCCGAGGCCUCCGCCGCCGCGCUCGGCGCCGACGAGCUCGCCGCCAAGCUCGGCACCGUCACCCUCGACGGCCCUGGCGGCGCCAAGGAACACAACAAGACAGCACCGGUGUCGGAAGCCGAGGGGGCCGUGGCUGAGGCCUUCGGGUCGCUGCCGUCGUCGGAGCUGUUCCGGAAGACCAAGGUGAAGGACAUCUCCGGCUCGUUCCGGUGGGCGCCGUUCCUGGCGCUGCAGAGCUCCGACACGUUCCUCACCAUGCUGCUGCUGCUGUCCAAGUACCGGAUGAAGAGCCUCCCCGUCGUGGACAUCGGCGAGGGCACCAUCAGCAACAUCAUCACGCAGGCUGCCGUCGUGCACAUGCUCUCCGAGUGCGUCGGACUCAGCUGGUUCGAGGACUGGGGCACCAAGACGCUCUCCGAGCUCGGACUACCCAUCAUGAAGACAAGCAGGCUCGUCAAGGUUCGCGAGGACGAGUCGGCCCUCAAGGCGUUCCGGCACAUGAGGAAGCGAGGCGUUGGUGGCGUCCCGGUGGUGGACAGCGUCGACAAGCCCGUCGGCAGCAUCAUGAUCAAGGACGUCAAGCAUCUCCUCACGGCGUCAGAGUCCGACAGAGACUACAGGACACUGACGGCCAAGGAGUUCAUCACGAACGCGAGGCAGAGCUCAGGGGAGAAGCAGAUGAGCAUCAUCACGUGCACCAAGGAGGACACGGUGAAGGACAUCAUCCUGAGGCUGGAUGCGGAGAAGAGGCAGAGGGUCUACGUCGUCAAUGAGGAAGGCAACCUGGAUGGGCUCAUCACGCUCAGGGACAUCAUCGCCAAGCUCGUCUACGAGCCACCAGGGUACUUCGGGGAUUUCUUCAACGGCGUCAUUCCCAUGCCGCAGAACAGCAGGGUCUGAAUGCCAAGUUUCCUAGUACCUUCUAGGCAAGAUCAGGAUAAGCAAUUUCUCUCGGGUUUAUUUAUUUUCCUUUUUGUGUAGUUACACUAAUUCCUCGUUUUCUCUAGUGUUCACUCCUUGGUCUCCUUAGAAACCUCUCCUUAUUCACGUCACUUGCAUUGCUAGCUAGCUACCUUAUCAUAAGGAUGAACACUCUGGCUCUGUUUAUGUUCUAGGCUGACAAAGUUCAACACAAGUAGUACUAGAACGUAGACAUGCCAGGUUUAAUUGUUCAUCAUGUACCAGAGUGAAAGGACCCCAGAGUUAUUGAUAGAUAAAUUAGUGUUCAUUUGCAUGA
Molecule: messenger RNA, 1838 nt
Organism: Lolium perenne
Lineage: Eukaryota; Viridiplantae; Streptophyta; Magnoliopsida; Poales; Poaceae
Product: SNF1-related protein kinase regulatory subunit gamma-1
Source: RefSeq, a predicted model, not a curated record